UAAGUUUCUAGAACAAUCAAAGUAAGGGGAUCUAUUUAUUCUUAAGCUCCUUCCAGAGUUAGUGUUCAACAAUACUACACACCAGUUGCUACAAAAUCAAUCUUUCUAAGGAUGUCGAUAAUACCCAUCGACGAAGUUCAAGGAAAUGGUUCCAAUUCAAACUCUGUCAACUUAUGGGAUCCAAAUCACCUGUUUCAAUUGGACCCUUUCAUGGACUUUCACUUCCCACUCUCUUCUCCCUUUUCCAAUUUCUUCCCUGAAUUCGGCUUCCGAUCAUCCAUAAACACCCAUCUGGAUUGGAAAGAAACACCUAGAGCUCACGUCUGGAAGCUUGUGCUUCCCGCCUUCACCAACGAAGACGUAUUGGUCGAACUCCAAGAUGAGAGGAUGCUUCAGGUUAGUGUUGAGAGCGGUGAUUUCAUGAGCAGGUUUAAGAUUCCAGAUGAUGGUAACCUUCACCAGCUUAAAGCUAACAUGAUUAAUGGUGUUCUUGUUGUCACUGUUCCUAAGCUUGAACAUUCCUCAGUUUCCGGUGGUAGGAACGUUAGGGUCGUUGAAAUUGAAGGCACCGAUUGAAGGGUGUUUCUUCAGUUUGUUUCCUUAACUCUAAAUAGGUUUGUUUUUGUGUAUUAUAAGGAUGUAAUAUGCUACCAUGCUAUUGUAUCUAUCUAUCUAUCUAAUGUUAUAUACUCUUCAUAUCUCAA
Molecule: messenger RNA, 704 nt
Organism: Lathyrus oleraceus (garden pea)
Lineage: Eukaryota; Viridiplantae; Streptophyta; Magnoliopsida; Fabales; Fabaceae
Product: 17.5 kDa class I heat shock protein
Exons: 1
Coding region: 112-576 (154 amino acids)
Source: RefSeq, a predicted model, not a curated record